Melozone crissalis (California towhee) is the source of this 1526-nucleotide messenger RNA. It is a transcript of the gene ZNF653, whose product is annotated as zinc finger protein 653. Gene Ontology annotation, molecular function: transcription coregulator activity. Lineage: Eukaryota; Metazoa; Chordata; Aves; Passeriformes; Passerellidae. Gene Ontology annotation, cellular component: nucleus. The record is from RefSeq and is a predicted model, not a curated record. Bases 1 to 1470 code for a protein of 489 amino acids. Gene Ontology annotation, biological process: regulation of transcription by RNA polymerase II. The transcript has 10 exons.
AUGGAGAGAGGGCGUCGUGAUUUUGGGGGUCUGGGGCCCGGCGGGGGCCGCAAAGCGCGGGGCCGGCCCCGCCUGACGGACACGGACCGCGCGCGGCGGCGGCUGGAGUCGCGCAAGAAGUACGACGUGCGGCGGGUGUACCUGGGCGAGGCGCACGGGCCCUGGGUGGAGCUGCGGCGCCGCAGCGGAUGGAGCGACGCCAAGCUGGCGGCCUACCUGCUGGGGCUGGAGCGGGGCCAGCGCGCCGGGCGGCGCGGCAAGCCCUGGGAGCAGCUCCCGAAGAAACCCAAGCGCAAGAAACGGCGCCGGCGCAACGUGAACUGCCUGCGGCACGCCGUGCUGUGGUACGAGGACCACGGGCAGCGCUGCCCGUACGAGCCGCGCCUGGCGGAGCUGGAGCCGGCGCUGGGGCUGCUCACCACGGCCGUGUGGCAGUGCGAGCGCGGGCACCGCUACUUCCAGGACCUGCACCCGCCCCUGAGGGCCCCGAGCGGCUCCGAGGGCGAGGAUGCCCCCGGCUCUUCCUCCUCCUCCUCCUCCUCCUCGUGCAGCUCGGGCUCUGAGGCCGCUCCAGCCCCGGGCGGGGGUCCCGCCGCGCCCCCCCCGCCCCCGCCCGGGGGUCCCGAGCCCCCCCCCGAGGCUCUGGAGGCCGUGCUGUGCCUGCCCCUGCCCAUCCUGAGGGGGGGCCCGGGACCCCCGCCCACCACGCUGCUGCUGCUGGGGGGGGUCCUGGGGGGGCUCCAGGAGGGGGGGCUCGGCCUGGGGGGGCUCCAGCCCGGCCCGGGGGGGCUCCAGGUGCUGCUGCAGGGAGGGGGGGGCGGCGCCUUCGCCACGCCCAGCACACCUGAGGAGGCACAGGCACAGGGCAGGACAGAGGAGGAUGAGGAGGAGGAGGAGGAGCCGCUGCUGAGGCUGAAGCAGGAGGAGCCGCCGCCCCCUCCGGAGCCCCCCCGGGACCCCUCCCCAGCCGAGGAGCCCGAGGGGUCGGCGAUCAUCUACGAGAUCCCCACGGAGCCCGAGAGGCCCCGCAGGCCCCGGCGCAGCCGAAGGGGCCGAGCCCCCUCCCCAGAGCCCCCCGAGGAGCCCCCCGGGCCCCUGAGCUGCCCCCACCCCACCUGUGGGCAGGUGUUCGGGACCCUCGGCAGCGUGCAGACUCACCUGCGCCAGGUGCACCGCCGGCCCCGUGCCCAGGUGUGCCCCCAGCCCGGCUGUGGGAGGAGCUUCCACCUGGCCAAGCACCUGCGGCGCCACACGGCCGAGCACUCAGGUGUGCGGGAGUUCACCUGCGCCACCUGUGCCAGGUCCUUCAAGCGCAGGAACCACCUGGAGGUGCACAGGAGGACGCACACGGGGGAGAGACCCCUGCAGUGCGAGGUGUGCGGGUUCCGCUGCCGCCAGCGCGCCUCCCUCACCUGGCACAUGCGGAGACACGGGGGGCUGCAGGGGCACCCCGAGCCCCGCGGCACAUAGGGACCCCCCCCGGGGCACCUGGACUCACCUGGGACCCCCCCGGGGCACCUGGACUC